AUGAAUUUAACUUCUUAGCCUAUAAACAUAGAGGCAAAAAGUCUCAUAGUCUCAUUAAAGUAAAGGGAAUAUACUAAUGAAGAGAUAAAUACUAUUCUUAUCUAACUCGGAUAUGAGUCGACACCAAGAAUAGUCUAGAAUUAAUGGAGAAUUUAUGAAGAAAGAAAGUAAUCUAAGUAAAAAAAAGAAACAAAGAGAGCUCCUCCUUUUAUGCUUAACUCUGAAAAAAUAAAGCAAAUGACCUAUCUUUUCCUUAAUAAUUAAGAAAUGACAGUAAAUAAGGCGUCGAAAUUAUUUGGAAUAGGCAAGUAACAAAUUAGGAGAUAUUUAAUUUAGUUUGGUAUUGGCUGUACGAAGGGCAAAGGAUAAAAAUUUGAAAGAUACACUUUUAAAAAAUUUAACAAAAAGAAAUUGACUUCUUCUGAAAUUGAAGAAAUAGAAAACGAAGAGUUAUAAAAGCGAUUAAAUCGUCCUAUGAUUCAAGAACCAAGUCCGAUAGACCCUUAAUCGCCUCCCAUUUGGAAAAAGAUUGAAAUGAGAAUUAUUUUCCCUAAAAUAAGAUAUGGCUAAGUUCAUUAGUGGGAAAGAUAUUAUGAUAGGCUAAUUAAUGAAGUUAAACUAAAUAGUUUGAAAUUUCUAGAUUUUAAAAGGGGAGAAAAAUUUACUGGUAAAGGCUGCUAUAUUUACAUUUUGUCUGAAUAUGAUUAAAAUGUUUUCUUGGAUAAUUUUACUUUAGAAAAGUUCUUAGAAACUUCUUUACCAGAGGAUUUUUUUGCUGGGAAUUGCCUUAAUACAAAUAAAAUUAGAAUUUUUGAUUACCCAUAUAUUCCAUAAAAUUUACCUCAGGAGGAUAUCAUUAACCUUAAUGAUCCAAAUAUAGAAGAAAUAUUUAAAAAAGUUAAUAAUAAAAUCAAAAACAUGAAUGAAUAAGAAUAACAACAAUUAAACAGUUUAGCACUAUAAAUUCAUUAAUAAUAUUAAAAAGAUGCAAAUAAGUAAUUUAAUCCAAUGAAUAGCGAAUCUUCAAUGAGCGAAGAGGAGCCUGAUUAAGAAUCUAAAAAUAUUUUAUAAAUGAAUUUACAAAAGAAAAUUGCAAAAAGCAAAUUCUUGCCUAAUGUUUAAGGAAUGGAUAUUGAUGAAUAAAAUUAGCUAUUGUUUAAAGAAAUGGAUUAGUUAGAAAAUAAUUAAGAUUAUUAACUAGACAACACUCAAGAUAACUAAUUUUUUGCAAAAUAAGAAGACGUUUUAAAUUGA
Tetrahymena thermophila SB210 is the source of this 1254-nucleotide messenger RNA. RefSeq lists its product as hypothetical. The record is from RefSeq and is a predicted model, not a curated record. The transcript has 3 exons. Lineage: Eukaryota; Ciliophora; Oligohymenophorea; Hymenostomatida; Tetrahymenidae.